AUGGAGGCCGUCGACGCGACCGAGCGCAGCUACAAAGGCUUCGACGGCCCGCCUCCAUCUCUGCUGACCCUCAUCAUCGACACCAACCCACACGCAUGGGCCUACCUAUCCUCGACCCUGCCGCUGUCCAAGGCCAUAGCGAACCUGCUCGUCUUCAUAAACGCCCACCUUGCCAUCAACUCUGCCAACCAAGUCGCCGUGCUCGCAAGCCAUACCCAACAGGCAACAUGGCUGUAUCCCACCCCGCAUCCACCAAACGCCCCCGGCCGCAGCACAGCAAACGGCGAUAAAGGAAGCAAUGGGAGGGCAGAUGGCGACGUCGACAUGGCAGACACGCCAAGCAUGGACGACGCGAACAAGUACCGCCCGUUUCGCAACGUCGAGACAGAACUGCUGGCCAACCUGCGCGCCGUCAUGGCGCAGACCAGCGAGGCCGACCUGAAGGCCAGCACGACGACGCUGAUCGCCGGCGCCCUCACCACCGCCCUCGCCUACAUCGCGAAAGCCACGCUCAAGUCGGCGCCGCAGGUGGGCGACAGCAACAGCGCCGCCGAUCUCGUCGCCGCCGCCGCCGCCGACGCGCCCCAGGCCCGCGCCUCGCUGACGUCGCGCAUCCUGGUCCUCAGCGUGUCGGGCGACCUGGCCUCGCAGUACAUUCCCGUCAUGAAUGCCAUCUUCGCCGCCCAGCGCCAGCGCAUCCCCAUUGACAUCCUGAAGCUGGCCGGCGACACCAUCUUCUUGCAGCAGGCGUGCGACGCCACCGGCGGCAUCUACCUGCAGCCGUCGGCGCCGCAGGGGCUGCUGCAAUACCUCAUGAUGGCAUUUCUGCCCGACGAGACGGCGCGGAAGCACCUGGUGUUGCCAAGCGCCGGCGAGGUGGACUUCCGGGCAGCCUGUUUCUGCCACAGGCGGGUUGUCGACGUCGGCUACGUCUGCUCCGUGUGCCUGAGCAUCUUCUGCGAGCCGCCGGCCGAUCAAACAUGCCCCACGUGCACCAACCCACUCUCUGUUUCGAGUUCCAUCACCCGGGUGCCGGCGCUGAUUCCCAGGAAGAAGAAGAAGAGGAAGAGGGUCGCGGGCGAGGCCACGCCGGGAGGAACGGCCACGCCGGGCACCCCCGGCGGCGGAGCAACACCGAUUCCCUCGUGA
Diplodia corticola is the source of this 1149-nucleotide messenger RNA. RefSeq names its product transcription factor tfiih subunit. Gene Ontology annotation, cellular component: transcription factor TFIIH core complex; transcription factor TFIIH holo complex. The transcript is spliced from 3 exons. Bases 1 to 1149 code for a protein of 382 amino acids. Lineage: Eukaryota; Fungi; Ascomycota; Dothideomycetes; Botryosphaeriales; Botryosphaeriaceae. The record is from RefSeq and is a predicted model, not a curated record. Gene Ontology annotation, biological process: regulation of DNA-templated transcription; nucleotide-excision repair.